CACACGGAGAACACGCACACAAACACAGGAUUAAAAACAAAGCAAAAGGUAUUGUGUAAACCAUAAAUAUCGUGUGGUGAAUGAAACAAAGAAACCAGUAAAAAAGGGAAAUAAAUGGACUAUUUCGAACUGGAAACGUUGGUUCUGACUUUUAUUCGGCAGCAAACAAGGUGUGCGUCAAUUACACCCACCAAGCGGAUCCUCAGAGGCUUAAAGCGUUGGCUUAGCCUCUACAUAUAGUCAAAAACUUGCCUUUUUUGGGGUAACACAAGAAGACAUUUUUUCGUUGCGUUUAUCGAACGCUGAGAGCGGCUGCUAACCUUCUACCGGACGCCGAGAGGAGGACAACAACACGCCGGCUGCUCAGCUGUUAGCAGCCACCUGACGCCGAGAGGAGGACGGCUACAACUGGUUUGCUCAUCUGCUGCACAGGAAGGCGACAGGAGCAACGCGCUGAAUGGUGCCGGGAAGCUUUUCGCCGCUUGGCACGGAACUACGUUCAUCUAAGGAGGUAUGUGUAGCGCGCUACAACCGGUUUAAAUGGCCAUAGGAAUUAAGUUGUGUGCACACAUAAGGGCGUAAUUCCAAUGCAUUGGUGGUGAAAGGGAUGAACAAUAAGCGCUUGUAUUGUACUGUGUGAUUUGUGACAAUCCGUUUGACUUUAAGACAUUCAAAUAUGGAGGAGCGCGCUGCGGACAUACCAGCAGCUGACGCGCUGCCAGCAGCUGGCAAGCUGGAUAGCGUGGCCAGCUGUAGUGAUGCACAAAGCAUUAAGCGGGCAGUUAAACUCUCUGCCAAAGCACUUGCGGAAAAACUUGAGAGGUUGCAAAAUGGCAGAAAGGCUAAGCUAAAUAAAGCUAGCAAAUUAAGAACAAAUAUAAAAGAUUUGAUGUUAAGUGGUGAACAUGCUAAGGUUCAAAAUGCUCUUGAUGGUUAUAUUGAAUUGUGUGUUGAAGCCAGGUCUAUGCAUGACACUUUAAUGGGUUUAUUGCCACAUGAUGAAAGGGAAAGACAUGAAACAUGGUUUAAAGCCAAAAUGAUGUUCAAUGAUGAAUUUAUUGUCCAAAUCAAGGUGUGGGUUUGUGAAACUGAAGGUACUGGUGAUAAUAAUGACGAUAUCAAUCCUGAUGACAGUGUUUCUGAUGUUGGUAAAUAUUCAAACAAAAGUGACAGCAGUACAAAGUCAAGUACAACUUCAUCUGCACAAAUUAUAGCAGCAGCAGAAAAGGCUGCAAUUGUUGCUCACAUGGCAGGUUUAACUGAGAGGCAUGCACUGGAGGAACAGGAGCUACAAUUAAAGCGGAAAAAGGAACAGCUUGAGUUGGAAACUGAGCUAGCUGUAUCUACUGCUAGGCUAGCAGUUUUACAGGGUUCACAUUCACGACGUUCCUCUCUUGCACCAACAAAUGGUAUGAACUCAUACCUGGAAAAGGAAAAAAGGAAACUGGCAUCGUUAAACAUACUUAACCCCCUGGCAAAGGAGUAUGAUUCCACAUCAUGGAAAAUAUCCUCCAGCAAACCAACAAAGAUGGACAUGGAACCAAAGCAAGCUGAAAGGCAGUUUGCAUUUAAGGAAGAUGCUUAUGUACAAAAUCAACAUUAUCUGGGAACAUCGAUAACUGGUGAAUCAACUGCAUGGGAAAGUCAACAGGAAAAUCACCAUCAGCAAAUCAAUCGAAUUCCACCUGAAGGUUUAUUCACGAUAAUGCAAAAGAAAAAUGAAAUAACAGCUGCACUGGUUCACCAGCUACGUUUACUGUCUCUACCAGCAAGAGACAUUCCUAUCUUUGAUGGAGACCUGUUUCAGUACAAGGCUUUUAUUAAAGCAUUUGAACAAGGAGUGGAAAACAAAGCCAGCAAAGCCGACUGCGUGUACUAUUUAGAACAGUUCACAAAAGGACAGCCACAGGAACUGGUUCGUAGCAGCACAUGGCUCCAGAACGUGGCUACAUUGUGGCAAAGGGUCUUUUGCAAGAACAUUUUGGGAAUGAGUACAAGAUCGCUGCUGCUUACAUAGGAAAGGCUCUAGCUUGGCCAACAAUAACAAAGGCAGAAGAUAUUAAAGCACUACAAGCCUAUGCUUUAUUUCUGCGUGGAUGUGCUAAUGUGAUGGAAGAACUUCAGUACAUGCAGGAGUUGGAUAUGCCCUCCAAUAUGAAAAUGGUUGUCUUCAAGUUGCCAUACAAACUAAGGGAACAAUGGAGAAACAAAGCUCAUAACAUCAUGGAAGCCUCAAACAACAGAGCUCAUUUCAUUGACUUGGUCAAAUUCAUUGAGAGACAUGUACGAGUCCUUUCUGAUCCGAUCUUUGGAGACAUCGAGGAUUCAGGACAUAAAUCAGUUGCUAUAAAAUCUUCCAACAUGUUUCAGCCACAAUCAAAGAACAGAAUGAAAGGAAGUAGUUUUGCCGCUACAGUAUUCCCAAUGAGUGAGGUCGGAAUUAAAACGACAAAUAACUCAAAACCACAGGAGAGCUUGGUGUGUCAUUGUUGUGAUCACAACACUCACGUUUUGGACAGAUGUAAGCAGUUCAGCGAAAGGAAACACAGAGACAAAAUUCAAUUUCUAAAGGAGAAAGGAAUUUGCUUUGGAUGCUUGUGUAUUGGACACAUAAACCGGGACUGUAAACAACGCUUGAUCUGUGAGACAUGUGGACGUACAGUGGCCGGAAAUGAUGGCUGCAUUCUUUCAAUUAUUCCAGUGCAGGUCAAGUCCACAAAGGGAAGUGAGAUUAUACAGACCUAUGCAUUUUUAGAUCCUGGAAGCACAGCCACAUUCUGCUCAGAAGAUCUCAUGCACAGAUUAAACAUCACAGGAAAAAUAACUAAUUUUCUUUUGAAGACUAUGGGACAGAAAAAGGUCGUUCCAGCUUACUCCUUAUUUGGGAUGGAGGUAUCUGGUCUUGAGGAAAAUAACUUUUAUCCUCUUCCAGAAGUCCUCACACAGAAGCAAAUGCCAGUAACCAAAGAACACAUUGCUACAGCCGCAGAUGUGAAGAGGUGGAAUCAUUUGUCAAAAGUUCAUAUCCCCAGCAUAAACGCCAAUGUUGACAUGUUGAUUGGAACCAACGCUCCCAAGAUAUUGGAACCUUGGGAAAUUGUCAACAGUUGUGGAAAUGGCCCAUACGCUAUAAGAACAGUGUUGGGAUUGGCCAUCAAUGGUCCUUUACAUGGAAGCAGCAAUGGCAGCGAUGUUGACAUGGAGCUUUCUUCUGUUGUGGUGAAUAGGAUUUCUAUUUCCAAAUUGGAGCUCAUGCUUAGCAGUCAGUAUAAUCAUGACUUUAAUGAAAAGCCCUCAGAGGAAAAAGAGAUGUCAAGGGAAGACCAACAAUUUAUGGAAAUCAUGAAUACGUCUGCAACACUACAGGACAACAGGUACAGCCUGAAGUUGCCCCUUAAGACACCUGGCGUCCUUCUUCCAAACAACUUUGCAGUGGCAAAGCAAAGGCUACUUGGAUUGAGGAAAAGAUUUGUGAGUAACCCAAUGUUGCAUAAGGAAUAUGCCAGCGUUUUGAAUGGAGUGAUUGAAAAGGGUUAUGCUGAACAGGUACCAACACAGCAGCACUAUGGCAGUGGAAAAUUAUGGUAUAUCCCACACCACAGUGUUUACCAUCCACGAAAAGGUUCUCUCCGAGUGGUGUUUGAUUGUGGUGCCACAUUUAAAGGAACAACAUUAAGCGAUGUACUUUAUCAAGGUCCCAAUCUCACCAGUUCACUGCUUGGAGUUUUCACUCGUUUCAGGCAGGAACCUGUAGCAUUCAUGGGCGACAUACAGGCUAUGUUUCACCAGGUCAAAGUCACAGAAGAAGACCGAGAUUUCCUUUGUUUGCUCUGGUGGCCAGAGGGAGACUUCACCAGAGAGAUCCAGGAAUACAGAAUGACGGUGCAUCUGUUUGGAGCUGUCUCUUCUCCCAGUUGCGCUAGCUAUGCGCUAAGGAAAACUGCUGACGACAACAAGUCUGACUUUUCGGCUGAGACUGUUGAAGCAGUUAAGCGAAAUUUCUAUGUGGAUGACUGUUUGAUGGGUUUGGGCUCAGAGAAGGCAGCAAUACAAAUGGUUGAAGAUCUUAAUGCUCUCUGUAAAAGAGGAGGUUUUGUGCUGGAAAAAUGGAUCAGCAAUAGUCGGGCAGUUGUGCAGACAAUCUCGGAAGAGCAGAAGGCUAAAGAGCUAAAGGACCUCGAUCUGGAUAGAGACAAUCUUCCUCUUGAGAGAGCUUUGGGACUACUCUGGUGCGUCAAGUCAGAUUCCUUUAAAUUCAAGAUGGAAGUGAAACAGCAGGCUCUAACCACAUGCUAG
Messenger RNA from Gymnodraco acuticeps, 4296 nucleotides. RefSeq lists its product as uncharacterized. The transcript is spliced from 2 exons. Lineage: Eukaryota; Metazoa; Chordata; Actinopteri; Perciformes; Bathydraconidae. Bases 1930 to 4296 code for a protein of 788 amino acids. The record is from RefSeq and is a predicted model, not a curated record.